AUGGGUGGUGCUGAAACUUUAAUGAACCGCAUGGUAUUACUCAUCUGUUCUCUUUAUCUCCUCUUAGACUGCCUUGGCUCUGCUGUUUUUUCCCCCAUCAAAGCUGAUAUUGUGGGUAACAUCACUAAAAUCAAGGCUGUGUAUGACAGCAACCCUACCAGGUUUAAAACCCUGCAGCACAUUUUGGAAGCAGAGAAGGAGAUGCAUGGAUCCGAGUGGCCAAAAGUAGGAGCAACACUUGCCCUCAUGUGGCUGAAAAGGGGGCUACGCUUUAUCCAGGUUCUUCUCCAGAGUCUAGUGGAUGGGGAUAAAGAUGAAAACAACCCUAACCUCAUCAGAGUCAACAUCACCAAAGCUUAUGAGAUGGCAUUGAAGAAGUAUCAUGGCUGGUUUGUCCAGAAGCUCUUUCAAGCAGCACUAUAUGCCGCACCAUACAGAUCAGAUUUUCUCAAAGCUCUUUCAAGAGGGCGAGAGGUCAAGGAGGAAGAAUGCUUGGACAAAGUGCGGCAGUUCCUAGUAAACUUCACAGCUACUAUUGACGCCAUCUAUGAAAUGUACACCAAAAUGAAUGCAGAGCUGGACUACACUGUGUGAUCUCUCAUUCACAAAACAAGCAAACUUCAGACCUCAUCUUCUGCCCUCCCACUGGAUCACUGUCGCCUCCCAUUAGACACCUCCUUAGUCUCCUCACUGGACUGUUGUUUUGUCCUACUGGAUCCUGCAUCUCCAGCAGUAUACUGUUGCAUUUUCUCUAGGGGGACAAUUAUGGUCCAAGCUGCUGAAGUCUCUGACGGUUUCAGAAGGGAGGAUGUCUGUUAUUGUUUGUUCUGUUCGUGUUGACGGUUUGAAUGCCUUGGCUUUUCUUUAGAAGAGUAGUAUUCUUAAAAAAGACAGUUUGUGAGUGUUUUAUAAUUUUAACUACUAAUCCUUUCUGUUUGAUUCUUAAUACAUGUGCACUUUAAGUAUGUGUAUGGAAUGGUUCUGUAUGUGCUCCUUUAACAAUAGACUGCAAUUGAGGGUUUUAAUUUUACUUAUAUAAAUUAUACCAAAAACAAAAGUCUGCAGACUCUCUAACCAAAUAUCUGACAUUGACUGUACUGCUGUUUGUUUUUGCUUUGGAUUCUAUUUUAUGAGAAAAUAAUACUUGAAUAUGACAUAAAAUAUAAAGAAACCACUUCCUUAGAAGUGACAAUGAAGCCACUCUAUUGAGUUGCGAAACAACAUAUUCAGUAAAUAGUAAAACCUCUGUAAUAUUUUCUUAGAUUUACUUCUACAAGACAUAUUAAGACUCUUAUUAUAUGGAUGACUGAAUCUUCAUUGACGUAAUUGGUCUGAUGUUCUGUUUAUGUAAUAUAAUGGAUAAGUAUUGUUGGUUUGUAGGUUUUAAUUAGUCAUUUCCAAAUGAUCAAAGGUUAAAUUCAUUCACACUGCUUUUUAGAAAUAAAUGUUAAUUUAUUUCAAUUAUUUGUUCUUUAUUCCAGCUGCCUUGUGCUUCAUUUUAUGACAUUACAGACUUAUUUCACUUUGCUUUUGCUUAGUCAGUAGGCAAACACUGAACAACAUUUCAGUUCUAUCCCAGGUUACACCACUGCAACAACACUAGUACAUUUCACAGUACAACAUACAGUGCAUUCUGAAGAUUUUAUUUUAACCAGUGGACUUUGCCUGUUCUUGUUGUCAACUGAGUUGACAUCAAUAAAAGCUGAUUUCUUUGAAUUAUUUUUGUUAAAGUGUGAAAAUCUCACUGGCGUAGAGGACGGACAAAACUGAAGCAGUACAUCAUGAUGACCAUGUGGCGGAUGCCUUCUGGUGCUGUUUUGCUUUUUCACUGUAAUUUAUUAUCUUAAUGUGUCUGGCAUUUAUCAUAGUUAUGUGUAGUCUCUUUAAAAUCUCAUUAAA
Messenger RNA from Sinocyclocheilus anshuiensis, 1899 nucleotides. Its product is annotated as glycolipid transfer protein-like. The coding region runs from base 1 to 594 and encodes 197 amino acids. Gene Ontology annotation, cellular component: cytosol; membrane; cytoplasm. Gene Ontology annotation, biological process: intermembrane lipid transfer; ceramide transport. The record is from RefSeq and is a predicted model, not a curated record. Lineage: Eukaryota; Metazoa; Chordata; Actinopteri; Cypriniformes; Cyprinidae. The transcript has 5 exons. Gene Ontology annotation, molecular function: ceramide 1-phosphate binding; ceramide 1-phosphate transfer activity.